GUAGUAAUUCCAAAGAUUUCGAACAAAAAUUUGAUCAUAUUAUUGACUAUGUUAUGGAAAUAACGGCUUGUCCUACUGAAAACAGCAACAAAAUUAAAAAGGAGCUCCGGAACUUCAAGGCCCAGCUACGUAGUAAGUGGAUUAUGUAUUCUAAGCACAAUGAACGACUUGUAGCAAAUGAAAAAAGUUGGUUGGAACAAACUUUUGUGUUCCAAAAAUCAAUUGUUCCUAGGGUAGGGAUGGGAAGACGUACGUUAGAAUUUGAGGAAUGCAGUGAUCAAACUAAACGUAGGAAAACUGCUGCCUUGCGCUCUGAGAAUCCGGCAAGUGCCUUGGCUUUUGCUGCUCAGAUGUCUUUCAGAGCUGCCGGGAAAAUUCAAGAAGCAGAAGUUAUAAAAAAAGUUUCACAGUCACAUAACUACGCAAAAGAUUGCCUUGAUUUAACUCUUAAUUCAAAAAUUAAAAAAUUGUCUCCACGAGAAGCACUUUCAAUGAUCAUUGAAGCUCAACUCUCUAGAAAGCAGUACGAAAUCAUCAGGAAUAUUGCUAAAGAUCUGUUUCCAUCGUAUAAAAUGAUUCAAGCAGAAAAGUCUUUAUGCUAUCCUAAUAACAUUUCUGUUAGUGAAACUAAAGCUGAGGUGUCUCUUCAGUCGUUGCUUGAUCACACAGCCAAUCGCUUACUUAAUUCACAGCAAAAUAUUUUUGAACUUUGCACUGUUAAUCCAUCUGACGAGAUUGUUUUAAUUUCAAAAUGGGGGUUUGAUGGCAGUUCCAGCCAUACGCAGUAUAAGCAAAAGUUUAUAUCUGAAUGUUCUGAUGAUAAAUAUAUGUUCUUAACUUCCCUAGUACCUUUACGCUUAGUAUUAAAUAAAACGAAUGAAAUCCCAGUUGUCUUGUGGCAAAACCCUAGACCUUCCUCACCCAGAUUUUGCCGACCCAUUAAUCUUGAAUACGCAAAAGAAACAAAUGAACUUGUGAAGGAAAAAAAAGAGAAAAUUGAUAACGAAAUCAGAAACUUAAUAAGUUCAGUAGUUAAUUUAAAUGCUUGUUCAUACAAAGUCACUCACAAACCCAUAUUUACUAUGGUUGAUGGGAAAAUAUGCAAUUCCUUAACUGAUACAAAUUCCACGCUCAGAUGCUAUUUAUGUGGCGCAACGUCAAAAGACUUUAAUAAUCUUGAGUUAGUUAGCCAAAAAGAAACACAAAGUGAUUACCUGUCCUUUGGCAUUUCUGUACUGCACUCAUGGAUUAGAACUUUUGAGUGUAUACUGCAUCUUGCGUACAAAUUACCGAUAACUUCUUGGCGUGUCAGUAAAGAAAAUAAAUUUAUCGUUGAAGAGAAUAAAAUUAGAAUACAGGCAGAAUUCAAGAGCCAAAUGUCUCUCAUUGUGGACAAACCGAAGCCUGGUUUCGGAAAUAGCAAUGAUGGUAACGUAGCUCGAAAGUUUUUUCAAAACUAUGAAGCGUCUUCAAAAGUUACAGGAGUAAACCCAGAGCUAAUCAGACGAUUUUAUAUGAUACUACAAGCAAUAUCAAGCGGCUUCAAUAUCAACCUUGAAAAAUUCCAAAAUUACUGCCAAGACACUGCUCGUUUAUAUGUAGAAUUAUAUCCGUGGAUGCCAAUGACCCCAACUGUACACAAAAUCCUUAUUCAUGGGCCUGAAAUUAUCAAUAACGCUUUGUUACCAAUUGGCAUGCUAAGCGAAGAGGCGCAAGAGGCCCGUAAUAAGGACUUUAAAACAUACAGGGAAUAUUUUAGUAGAAAGACAUCCAGAAAAGAUAAUAUAACUGAUAUUUUUAAUCGUUUAUUUAUCUCAUCUGAUCCAUUUAUGAGUCUUAUGCGCUCAUUACCUGUUAUAAAUCGAAAAUCAUUCGACCUUGAAGUUGUGAAUUUAUUAGAAGAAGAACGUUAAAAAAUUGUACUUUUUUUACCUUCUACUUUGUAAUUCUAAUUGUAAAGUAUGAAUCUACAUACGAGUAUACCUAUUUUUUAAAUGAAUUAAUAAAAAUAUUAGUUUUAUAUAAAUUGUAUUUCGUUUUCAUUUAUUAUACACCCAUUUUUUAAACGAAUCCCACACAUACAGACUUUUGAGCAUGCUCUCCAUACAACCGGCCCCAGUGUGCAUCGUUGGUAGACGAGUUAUUCUAAUUUUCUUUUGUCAUAGGGGCUGUCAUAAAUAUAUUGAGCGCUUGACGGCCAUGGUGCUUUCAAUAUGUGAAGCUGAGGGUGGGUAGCUCAGGGGUGUCAUUAACAUCUAAGACACCGAGUGCAUCGAAAGGACGAGUAGGUAAAUCAGUUCCAAAAUUCUAGGUUCAUCUUCGAGCAUUUUUAAUAAUUUUUUUUUGUAAGUGAAGUAGUUUAAUUUUUCAAUCCGUUUUGUCUGUCUAUGUCUAUUUUUAUUUCAGUCCUAGUUUGUUUUAACUUUUGGAAUUUUGGUUUCUUUUGAGUAGGUAGUAAUUUUUUUUGUUCGUUGUUAUUUUUUUUUUUUUUGUUGUAAACAGGCAUAAAAUUAACACGGUAGUCCGGCAUGGCAGGCCAAAGAACCCACCCCACAUCCGGCGAGCUUCAGCAAGCAAACAAGUAUGCCUGGCCUGGUCCUAGCCUACCGGACACUCUUCUAUCCGCAUUCUUGUGUAGGAUCAGUACCUACAGGAUAGAAGAGUUAAUAAAAAUUUUAUACCGUUACA
Messenger RNA from Episyrphus balteatus (marmalade hoverfly), 2688 nucleotides. RefSeq lists its product as uncharacterized. The coding region runs from base 54 to 1913 and encodes 619 amino acids. Lineage: Eukaryota; Metazoa; Arthropoda; Insecta; Diptera; Syrphidae. The transcript has a single exon. The record is from RefSeq and is a predicted model, not a curated record.